Eruca vesicaria subsp. sativa (arugula) is the source of this 1165-nucleotide messenger RNA. NCBI's taxonomy places the organism in Eukaryota, Viridiplantae, Streptophyta, Magnoliopsida, Brassicales, Brassicaceae. The record is from the annotation of a GenBank genome assembly.
AUGGCCCAAAAGAGAACAAUCUUCUUUCUACUUGUGAAACUAAACCUAACAGCUGAGAAAGAGAGUUGCGGUGGAGGAAGAAGACAGACGAUGACGACGACGGCUAAAACCAUGAAAGAGGAAUCUACAAGCAGAAACAGGAAGAGGAAGAGACAAAGAAACCCUAAAAGUCCUAAAGAAGAUCCUAACGAGACACCUAAAAAUCAGAACAACGACAAAAAGCGUCAAAGAGAUACCAAAACCCAUAAAAACAACCAACAUGGAGCAUCUUCAGCUUCGUCCAAACGAUCCAAACCCUCCAACUUUCUUGACACGCUUCGAGAGAAAUUAUCAGGAGGGAACUUCAGGAGGCUUAAUGAGAAGCUCUACACUUGCUCUGGAAAAGAAGCUUUAGACUACUUUAGUGAAGAUCCAAGCUUAUUUGAUAUGUAUCAUACAGGUUAUCAGCAACAAAUGACAAAUUGGCCUGAGCUUCCUGUUAACUCCAUUAUAAGUUGGUUAUCGUCUCGAAGCUCUUCUUUAGUUGUUGCUGAUUUUGGCUGUGGUGAUGCAAGGAUUGCAAAGAGUGUGAAGAACAAAGUUUUCUCCUUUGAUCUUGUCUCAAAGGACCCAUCUGUUAUUGCCUGUGAUAUGUCAAAUACUCCGCUUGAGUCUUCAUCAGUAGAUGUUGCUGUUUUCUGCCUUUCCUUAAUGGGAACAAACUAUUCGAGUUACAUCAAGGAGGCUCAUAGAGUUCUUCGUCCAAGCGGUUGGCUUCUUAUAGCGGAAGUCAAAAGCAGGUUUGAUCCAAACAAUGGAGGAGCAGACCCUAAAGACUUUGUGAAAGCAGUUUCUGACCUUGGAUUUAGCUCUUCUUUAAAGGACUUCUCGAACAAGAUGUUCAUCUUAUUGCAUUUCAAGAAAAAGGAGCAGAUGAAGCCAAAUAAGAAGAAAAUUGAGUGGCCUGAGUUGAAAGCAUGUUUAUAUAAACGUCGAUGAUGUGUUUAUUUGAUGGAAGAUCGCAUAAGAGUUGUAGCACUUUAUGCUUCUUCAGUGUUGUAUUAUUUAUGCAUUAUUGAUUGUCUGAAAAAGCUCAGACUUUCAUCGUUCUCCACGAAGUUUUGUAAGAGAAUCAUUCACAUUGGUCUUUGAAUUAAAAAUGGUUCAGAAUUUUGUUACAUGAAGC